Molecule: messenger RNA, 12793 nt
Organism: Oncorhynchus nerka (sockeye salmon)
Lineage: Eukaryota; Metazoa; Chordata; Actinopteri; Salmoniformes; Salmonidae
Exons: 24
Coding region: 546-11255 (3569 amino acids)
Biological process (GO): chromatin remodeling
Cellular component (GO): Swr1 complex
Molecular function (GO): histone binding; ATP hydrolysis activity; DNA binding
Source: RefSeq, a predicted model, not a curated record
CACCAUUUCGCUGCGUCUAAAAGUCUCCUCCCCGCAACCACUAGAACCCGCUCUCUUUCAGUCCGUAUUAUAACUUCUUCCCACGGACCUACUCCUACCUCGUUGGGUACCGAGAGACAGUUUAGAAUACUACCAUCACGGAUUGAGUACGAUUUUAUCCGGAUGACGACUCCAUCAACAAGAAUUUUGUAAAAGAAAACUGGUCGGAAAUUUCAGAAUAUGUGGACGGGACCUUAAUCAGCAUCCUGGAAGUGGAAAGCACGGAAGCGCUGUGUCCCACACCACAGACAGGUGCAGUGUGUAGCCGGAGCAGCACAGAGGGAGGAAGCUCUGGGGAGGAGGAGGUGCAGCAGCGCACCCCUCCGGCUGUGGAUGUGCUGGGUGACAACCCCCAGGCUGCGCAAAAUGUGGCCGCUGCGCCUCUCCCACCACUGGAUAACACGACCACGUCACACCCUGAAAGACACGGACGCGUCAGUGAAAAUAACACACCCACAGAGACUCACCCCAACGACAACACUAAGGACAGCCUUGAAAGAGGGGCGAUGUCAGAUAGUGGUGGUGGAGGAAGAUUGGGCCCGUUGCACCCCAAGGACCCUAGUCUCUCUACAAAGUCCCAUUCAGACAGGCUCUCUGACACACAGACAGACGGAACAAGCCAAUAUUCGCAUUAUGUGUCACAAACUGAUAACAGCAGCCACACAGACAGACAAACGAGUGCUGCUGGACCAGGCCAGGCUUUGCAUCAGAGAGUUGCAGGUGGACUGGUGGUCAUCAGUGGGACAGAAAAGGGCCAGCCUCUCCCAGAGAAAUUGGAAUAUAAACAAGAGACUGGAAUCGAGGAACUUGGCAGAGAACACCCAGCUAGAAACCUUCCCUCUAAAUCCUGCUCAACAGUGUCCCUACUUCCCCUCAGCCCAAAUAAAGAUACAGUCCCAGACCACAACAAAGACCGAGGGAUGGAGCAGUCUCAAACAACCCUGUCGACUCAGGCAAAUCAGGCCAGCCACAUACCUCUGUCUGAAGUCAAAGAGCAAGCAGGCAUUCUGCAAAAUUCUGAGCAGCCUGUCCCCCCAGUGCUCAUCACUGACAACCGUAAGAAGAAACAAACAGACCUCUCCACAGAACCUAAAAUCACGCAGAACUCGAAUUACGGCCAAGAAGAGAUACAGGGAGCUAAUGCGGUGGAUCAGGGACCACAAGAAUCUGAGAGAUCUACAGAACCGUCUGAGAGUAGACACGUCACACUUGGGAGUUCACAAACGCUACUCCCAGACCCACCAACUGACAUAUCCGGGACCCCACAGUCAAGAGAAACAUACUCUGGUCUUGUCCCCUACACGCCCCCUGGCAGUGGUAAUUCCACCCCAGACUACACAACUGACAGACAGGAGAGUGAGAGCGAUAUCCAGACAAAUCCCCCUCUCCCAACAGAAGAACGGAUUGAGACUAACAGGGCAAAGGAGACUGAAAUGGCGAAGCACUCAUCCAACUUUACAAUCCAGUCACAAAGCUCUUUUCUACAGGAGACAGCAGCAGCAACCCCUCCUAUCCACCACCUCCCCAGUACAGAAAUAGACUUAAUGCAGACAGAACAAUCUAUUGAAGUUCAGAUGUCUAAUCCUGACCACAAAACCAGGAUGGAGACUCCACUGGUCUCUGAGCUCGUGCUGUCAGCUGAUGCUCAAGGAGCUGUGUUUCAUGGAGGAGAGACCAGCCUGGAGUUGCCUGAGGAGGUGCAGGUGGAUCAGUGUGUCCUCCUGGAAGAACAUCUUGUCAGUGGUGAUACUGCUGUUAUUGAAUUAACCUCUGAAUAUUCUGACAGAGAACCAAAGUCGUUUAUUGAAGGGACCCAUUUGGAUAUCGAAAUGGACCCACUGGCUGCAGGAGAAUUUGAGAUUUAUAGCUUUGUGGAGGAGGAGAUUGCGAUAGAAGUUGUUGGAGAGAGACCGUCCCUCUCCCCAAGCUACGAAGUAAACUUAUUCACCCCACUCAUGGAACACUCUGAGAAUUGUACAGCCAGUGAGGGACGAGAAAUAUGCCUGCUAUCUCACCCUCAAGCGAGUAAUGACAAUGAUCAAGUCAUUAUCCAGCAUCGAAAUGACUUUACCCCUCGUCUUUCCACACAAGAUGUAGAGAUGACUGAUGAAGGGCAGAAUUUUGAGCCCGAAAACACAACUACUGAAAUUGACAAUACUGUGUUGGAAGAUUCAAGUGAGGUUUGUGUAGUCCAAACUGUCCCAGUAUUAGAUACUCCAGAUGGACAGACGGACACCUUUACACAAGCUGCAUUACCUUGUCUGGAGACCAGCACAGCUGUCUCAGACAAUAGAGGGGUGAGCAUUUCCCCAGCCACAUGUCUGAGUGACACACAAACGCUGCCAGGGGAAACGGAAGUGAGAGCAAUGGCCAGUACAUCUUCUCUUGUCUCCCCAAUGGAUGAAUUAACAGAGGGGGUUGUUGUACAGUCAAACAGUCAACACAGUAUUGAGGUCCUCUCGUCCCCAAUUACCAUACACUUGCCAGAGGGUAGAAAGCAGAAUUGUCCUCUAAAAAAGGUACCUGUAGCCACCUUACAAAAUACUACAGAACCCAAGUCCUGUGUUUCUUCUCGUGAAGGGACCAAAUAUCCACAGCCCCGUCCAACACUGACAGAAACCCCAGUGGAGACCCAGCAGGAUGUUUAUCGUACCGUUAAUGUGACAGCAACCGAGGCCAACCCAGAGGCUUCCCGGUCCACACUCUCUUCUGGCAUCAUCGACCCAAAACUCCUCCUACUAAAGCGUGGGGACACCCCUCUCCUCAAACAUCCUCCCUCCUUAUUGUUGGGGGUAUCUAGGCAGCAGAGCAACAGCCUGGUGCAGGCUAGCACUAGCAGCUUCAGCUGUGGCUCAGACACAGCACCUGUAUUAGAGUGCCUUCCAAAAGCUGUGUCAGUCGCUGUGCCUAUGCCUGUAAGCAGUCAUAGAGACCAGACAGAGUCCUCUGUCAAGAGAGAACCCACAGCAGCACCUCCUGCUAUUCCCGCUACAAACACCCCAACCCAGUCCUGUAUGACCCCUCCAUCUACUCCCACACCAUGCAAAUCUGACAAAGAGGCCUUAACUCCAAUCAAAACAUCCACGGGCAAAGCAGUGACUGUGUCUCAAACCCUAAACCCUCCGAAUAUCAUCAAUGCGUCUUCCAAGCCCCUCUCUGCCCCCAAGUUGCCCUCAACAUCAGGCAAUGUGACGAGGAGUAAACUCUCCAGUUCCUCCAGUGAUGGGAGCCAGUCCGGACCACCGCCUGUCAUCCGGCCAUGGCUAGCCGGUGUGAAGGGCCCAGGGCUCAGCAGCCCCACGGAGGAGAGCAGUGAUGAGGAGGCUGACCUGGCAGUGGAGGCCAAGGCUAGCCGCAGAAGCAUGGUCAACCCCAGCCCAGCAGUGAGCAAGGUACGCCAGUGGAUAGCAGACAGGGUCACGCAAAGUUUGUCACCCGCCUCCUCAUCUACUUCAUCCCCCUCUCCCGGCCGAUCAUCCUUCAUUGACUGGACUCCCAGCACUACUCCCCUCAUUCUCCGAGGUGCCCAGGGCAGGUUCCUCUCUCCGCCCUCUAUUGGCCCAGGAGGCUCCUCCCCAUCGGACCCUGUCACUCCCCAUCGACCCCGCAUGGAGCGUCACGCAGACAUGGCUGAACUAGCCAAACACGAGGCGGAGAUAGAGGGCAGGACCGUAGCGUUGAAGAGGGAAGGCUUUUGCUCUAUGAAGCGACUGACCCGCCUGACAGAGCCGGUCCGGCUCAAGGUUCACUGGGACUACCUGUGUGAGGAGAUGCAGUGGCUCUCGGCCGACUUUGCCCAGGAGAGGAGGUGGAAGAGAGGGGUCGCCAGGAAGGUGGUGCGGAUGGUGAUGCGACAUCACGAGGAGCUGCGGCAGAAGGAGGAGAAGGCCAAGCGGGACGAGCACGCCAAAAUCAGACGAGUCGCCUCCAACAUAGCCAAGGAGGUCCGGGCCUUCUGGAGCAGUGUUGAGAAGGUGGUGCAGUACAAGCAGCAGUCCCGGUUAGAGGAGAAGAGGAAGAAGGCUCUGGACCUCCAGCUGGACUUCAUCGUGGGCCAGACUGAGAAAUACUCUGACCUCCUCAGUCAGGCACUGGAAACGGCACCGGCUGGGAACAGUGAACCUGCACCCUCACCACCCAAAAAAUCUCUUCCACUCGUUGUGGAUGAAGAUGACAGAGACUUUGAGCCUCCGUGUGGUGGUGAGGAGGAGGAGGAUGAUGAGGAGACCAUCGAAGUGGAGGAGGAACAGGAUGGCAAUGACCCUGAGACCCAGAGGAGGGAGAUUGAGCUGCUAAGACAGGAGGGGACCAUGUCCCUGGCAGAGCUGCUCAGCACCCUCAAACGGCCCCUUUCACAGGGCUCGGAAGAAGAGUGCUCAGACAAUUCGCCCACAACAGUGGACGAAGACGCAGAGUUCACAGCCAACGAAGAGGAUGCUGAAGAUGAGGAGGACACCAUCGCAGCCCAAGAGGUGGUGGAGGGGGAAGCAGAUCACGCGGGCGAGCUGGAUGACUUGGCCAAAGAAGGUGACAUGACUGUGGAGGAGCUGCUGGAGAAGUACAAAGGAGCGUAUGCCUCUGAUUUCGAGGAGCCCUCGGCAUCCGCCUCUCCUGCCAGCUCCGAUGAGUCUGAAAAUUCUGUAGACGAGCAAGAGGAGAGUGAGGAAGACAAAAGUGACGUGGAAAGCAACAUCACCACCUCAGAUAAUGAGGACAGUGGUGAGGAAGAGGUAAUUGACAAUGAUGAAGAGGACAGUGAUGAAGAUGAGUGCGACGAGGGGAUGGAAAUCCUGCUGAAGGAGGGUGACCACAGUCCCCCUCUCCCAACCGGCCCGCGGCCCAAGAAGGAGAUCAGCCACAUUGCUGCUACUGCAGAGAGCCUGCAACCCAAAGGCUACACCCUAGCCACAACCAAGGUUAAGACUCCCAUUCCGUUCUUGCUGGUGGGCCAGCUGCGUGAGUACCAGCACAUCGGCCUGGACUGGCUGGUCACCAUGUACGAGAAGAAGCUCAACGGCAUCCUGGCUGACGAGAUGGGCCUGGGGAAGACCAUCCAGACGAUCGCCUUGCUAGCUCACCUCGCCUGUGAGAAGGGUAACUGGGGGCCCCAUCUUAUUAUCGUGCCAACCAGUGUGAUGCUGAAUUGGGAGAUGGAGCUGAAGCGCUGGUGUCCUGGAUUCAAAAUCCUCACUUAUUACGGCAGUCAGAAGGAGAGGAAACUCAAGAGACAGGGUUGGACCAAGCCCAACGCCUUCCAUGUGUGUAUCACCUCCUACAAGCUGGUGCUGCAGGACCACCAGGCCUUCCGUCGCAAGUCCUGGCGCUACCUCAUCCUGGAUGAGGCCCAGAACAUCAAGAACUUCAAGUCCCAGCGCUGGCAGAGCCUGCUCAAUUUCAACAGUCAGAGGCGCCUGCUCUUGACUGGAACCCCACUGCAGAACAGCCUGAUGGAGCUGUGGUCCCUGAUGCACUUCCUCAUGCCCCACGUCUUCCAGUCUCACCGGGAGUUUAAGGAGUGGUUCUCCAACCCCCUCACCGGCAUGAUCGAGGGCAGCCAGGAGUACAAUGAGGGCCUGGUCAAGAGGUUACAUAAGGUGCUCAGGCCGUUUCUGUUGAGGAGACUCAAGGUGGAUGUGGAGAAGCAGAUGCCUAAAAAAUAUGAGCAUGUGGUGCGCUGCCGUCUGUCCAAGAGACAGCGCUUCCUCUACGAUGACUUCAUGGCACAGGCCUCCACCCGGGAAACGCUGGCCAGCGGUCACUUCAUGUCUGUGAUCAACAUCUUGAUGCAGCUCCGUAAAGUGUGUAACCACCCCAACCUGUUUGACCCGCGGCCCAUCCACUCCCCCUUCAUCACCAAGCCCAUCGUCUUCCACACGGCCUCCCUGGUUCAGAGAGCCCUGGAGAGCUCCCCAUUCAAGCUGCAGACGCUCCACACUCUGCUGCGACGGCUGAAGGAGGGCCAACACCGCGUGCUCAUCUUCACCCAGAUGACCCGCAUGCUGGACGUGCUGGAGCAGUUCCUUGGCUACCAUGGGCACAUCUACCUUCGCCUGGACGGCAGCACCCGUGUCGAGCAGAGACAGUCCUUGAUGGAUCGCUUCAACGCUGACCGCCGCAUCUUCUGCUUCAUCCUGUCCACGCGUAGCGGCGGCGUGGGGGUGAACCUCACAGGCGCCGACACGGUGGUGUUCUACGACAGUGACUGGAAUCCCACCAUGGACGCCCAGGCCCAGGACCGCUGCCACCGCAUCGGACAGACCCGCGACGUCCACAUCUACAGGCUGAUCAGUGAGCGCACGGUGGAGGAGAACAUCCUGAAGAAGGCCAACCAGAAGAGGAUGCUGGGAGACAUGGCGAUCGAAGGAGGCAACUUCACCACUGCUUUCUUCAGACAGCAAACCAUCAGGGAACUAUUUGAUGUGACGGAGGCGGAGAAGAAGGAGAUGAUCGUGGAGCUCUCUGUGCCCCAGCCUGAGGAAGAGGAGACUGUCAACAAACAGAGCACCACCAUUCUGGAGCAGGCCCUGUGUCGUGCCGAGGAUGAGGAGGACAUAGUGGCCGCCUCCCAAGCCAAAGCAGAGCAGGUAGCUGAACUGGCAGAGUUCAACGAGGCCAUCCCAUUGGACGAGGCUGGUGAAGGGAGGGACCCAGAAGAAGAGGAGCUCUCCAAGGCCGAGCAGGAGAUAGCGGCUCUUGUGGAGCAGCUAACUCCUAUAGAACGCUAUGCUAUGAACUUCCUAGAGGAUUCACUGGAGGAUGUGUGCAAGGAGGAAUUAAAGCAAGCCGAGGAGCAGGUGGAGGCUGCCAGGAAGGGGCUGGACCAGGCAAAGGAGGAGGGCCUGAAGCUGCAAGCAGGCUCCUCCGACAACGACGACGAGGACUUCUCAUCACAGCCAAUAGAGGAGCCCUCCACUCCCGGGUCGGGCCGCCGCCCACGCAAACACAAAGAGAAAGGCGCCCCCUCCACCAGGACCAGCGGCAGGCUCCGAGGGACCACGGCCUCCCCAGAGCCCGACACCCCAACCCCCACCCCCAGAGAAGUGCCUGAAAGACUCCGCUCUGCUCUGAGAGGACGAGGGGGGACCAAAGACACCACCACCCCGGCUCACAUAGAGCACCCAAGAGUCCACACCACCUCAUCAAGGCUCCAGGAAUCUGCCAAACCUGCAGCGACAACCACGGCCUCUCCUCGAGACUCCAGUCUCAUAUCCGGGGCGGCAGCGCCACUUCUCCGGACCCAGUCCCACUCCAGUUCAGUGCCUUCCACUGCCACCAGUCCUCCAGCUGGGAAACCACUGACACAACCAGGGGAGUCGGACACUGAGUCACCCAGGAGGGAGCAGGGAGAGUGUGUCUCCUCGGAUUCCAUGUGUCCGGUGGACCACCAGUCAUACUCUGCCCAGGCCAGGGAUUAUGACAGCAGGGACCAGAAGUCCCUGUCUCCCCCCGUGGUGUGCUCUCUCUCCCGGUCGCCACGCAAGCGUCAGUCAGCCGACGGGGAGGUCCUGCUAGGCCUCCCCGAACAUUCUCCAUCGGCCAAGGUCCUGCGGAAGCUCCCUGGUCGCCUGGUGACAGUGGUGGAGGACAAGGAGCCCAGGAAGAGGAGGAGAGGCAGCGGAACGGGAGGAGGCUCAUCAGAGGAGACGGAGCACGCAGAGUCGGGCCGAGGCUCAGAUGUGCCAAGCGGAGACGCUACAUCCCAGGCCCCUGACAAAACCAACCAGUCCCCCAAAGAGAAAGAUAAAGGGACGGCCUCAAAAUACUCCUCAAAGAUCACCAACCUCCCAGAGGACCUUUUAAGACACACCCAUCCUGCCAGAAACUACCCUCCUUACUCCCCACCCCACCACUCCCCUGACAUGCCGGUGCUGAGGAACCUGCCGGUGCGGCGGCGGCUUGAGAGUGAGUCUCGCGUGGCGGCCCAGUUAGGAGAGCAGGGUCUGGGCCGAGGGAGAGGAGGGAACUACCACAGGAAAAUGGACACUCAGCCAGGAAAUGAAGGCACCGCGUCCUCGGGCACUAAUGUUGCUAACUCGACCCCGCCGUUGAAACGAAAGAGGGGCCGACCCCCCAAGACUCCCCUCAGGGUGGUGGAACCCCAGCCAGAGCAUCUAUCCCCUCCCCACUCUAACUUACCAAGUGAGGAGGGGAGCCCCCCCUUCUCCGCAAAACGCAAGAGAGGUCGUCCCCGCAAAAACUUUGGGUGCAAAAAUGCAGUGGGUGCAGGAAAGAUCUCAAACGCCCCCACUGCCAGCACCACCAGCCAAGCUAGUUCCCUGUCUGACACUGCUGCUGCAGACACAGAGCCACUAGCCCAGUCUGCCCCCACUAAGCCUCAAACUGUGGCCACCUCUGCUGUCUGCACCAGCCAAGCCUCUCCGUCUACCAAAGCUGAGGACUCCACCGCAACAUUAAAAGCAGACACUAAGACUGAGUUCCCUACCACAACCCCAACUGCUAUCCUUGCGACAAGCCCAGCUCAAGUCCUUACCAUAACUGCUAUUCCUGCGCCAAGCCGAACUCAAGUUCCCACCUCAAUUCAAAUCUCUGUCUCCACCUCAAACUCAACCUCUGUUCCUGCCUCAAGCUCACCCACAGUUUCCACCCCAAGCUCACACACAGUAUCCACAUCGAGGAUGACCUUUGGUCAUGCCUCAAGGUCAACCUCUGGUCCCAUCCGAAUUCCAACCGCAGUCCUCACUUCAACACUGGCCCAAUUCCUCACUUCAAGACCUAGAGUCACCACUUCACCGCCAGUCUCCACUUCUCCAUCAAUCUCCACAACAACUGCCACACAAAUCUUCACCCCUACCCCCAACAAGAUUUCCACUCCUCCCCUUGCCCAAAUCACUAUCCCUACUCCAGCUCUAGCCCAAAUCCCAAAAAUUGCCACAUCAGCCUCUACUCCAACCAGCACCCCCACACCAACAUUCACACAUGUGAAACCAACCCUUACUCCGGUCCCUACCACAGUUGUCACAACUAAUCUACCAACACUUAGUAAACCCACCACAACCUCAAUCGCAAAUCUAACCACAAUUUCCACACCAGCCCCACCCAGAAUUGUCACCACCGUUACACCAGCCCCAACCACAGACGCCGCAGCAGCAACAGCUCCUGCCACAACCUCCAUACCAACUGCUACCAAAAUCACCACCACAACCCCCACACCAGGCCCUACGCCAACCAUCACGUCAACUGCUACACCAGACCCUACCACAACGGUCACAAAUGUCAAACCAACCCACACACCAGUCCCUACCAUGAUCAACACAACCUCUGUUCCAAUUCCCAACACUAUCCCCACAGCAGCACCAACCAGAAUUGUCACCACCGUUACAGCAGCUCCUGCCACAACCUCCAUAACAACUUCUACCAAAAUCACCCCCACAUCAACCAUCACAUCAACUUCUACACCAGAUCCUACCACAACUGUCAAACCAACCCACACACCAGUCCCUACCAUGAUCAACACAACCUCUGUUCCAAUUCUCAACACCAUCCCCACAGCAACCACAACCAGAACUGUCACCACUGUUACUGCAGCCACUACCACAACACCAAACCCCACCCCUUCCCAAGUACCCAUCACCACCAAAAUCCACACCCAGAUAUCCACUCCAAGUUCAACACAAGUACCCCCCCGAGCCCAAAUUCCUGUUACGUCCAGCAUCUCCACUGCUGUGGCUGUCACCGAGAACCAGGCUUUGGAGCCUGCUCCAGUGGAGACUGCCCAUAACAGAGACUCCGAGAAGAUAACAGACAUGGAGGUAGAAGAGGAUGGAGAAGAGGAGAUUAGUGACUCUCAACCGAAAAAGAGGAAAGUUGAGAAUUCUGAAGCCAAAGACACUGUCCCAGAGGCCCCAGUUGCUCCUCGGACAGAAGAAGCUGAUAAACAGAAGGUAGAGGAGAGCGUCGGCGAUGACAGAGCCACCAGCAAGAAGAGGCCUCUCAGUCGCCCGAGCAGUCAAGAGUCUGUGCGCUCCUCCUCUCCUUCCUCGGUGUGUUCCACAUCCACUCCCACACGGUCAGCCCAACACAAGAAGGGUGCAGAGAAGAGGGCACCUGCCAAGAAGAUGCGAGGGGAGGUUUCCUCUGACCCAGAGAAGGGGGAGGGAAAGGCAGAGAAAGGUUUCACCAAUGCUACUCAGAGGAAGCAGUCCAGGUCCUCCUCUUCAGAGUCUGACACCUCUGAAACCAGGAAGGAGCGCCUCCUCACCCGCUCAGCCCAGAGCCGACAGGAGACCAAGGGGGAUGGAAGACCCGCCAGGAGCUCUGAACGUGUGGGCAGGAAUGUGUCCAACAACACCGGUACUGAUGAGUCUGGCAGCCAGACAUCCUCUGUGAGAGUCACCCGGAAGUCUUCUGUUCCUCAGCCCACCCCAGAGAGAAAACCCCAGUCCAACAGUGUGCCCUCUAGCCAGCCAGAGGUCCUAGGGAAGAGGUGUUCAGCCCUGAACGCUGCAGCCAAACUCCUUGCCAUGCGAGGCAGGAUCGACACCCCUGGCAGCAGGAAAGACCCUGCGGCUAAGACCAGUGGGCAGAAUGCCACUUCUCCUGCUUCCUCUGACAAGAACCAGAAGUCCAAAUCUAAAAGUGCACCUGCCACUCCGCCAACCAACUGCAACAACAAAGUAGGAAGCAGCAAGACAACCCCAACCCAGUCAAGCCGCACCGCUGCACGUUCCACCCGCCAGUGCCCUGGUCCCCUCGUCCCGGCCUUGGAGACGAACAGCAAGAGGGGGAGCAAAAAGGACGAGAAGGAAAAGAAGAAGCCCUCCGAGGGAAAGGAGGAGGGUGAGCGGGAGACGCGCUUGUCCAGGGGCCACAGUGCAUGCAGCAGCAUGAGUAGCGAUGGUGGUGGAGGCAGCAGCAGGAGCCAGAGCAGCAGCAGUAGCCUCAGCUCCCAGAGCACCGGGCCCAGGCGCAACCACUCACGAGCACCCUCCUCCGGCAGUGAACGUGAACGCAGCACCGAGAGGGGCAGGAGGCGCAGCAACAUGAAGGAAGGAGAGGGCCGUGGGAGGGAGACCCGGAAGGAAAGAAAGGAGAGGCACGCCCAGAAGCGGGAGAGGCUUUCCCAGGAAGGGAACGCCGGCUCGGGAGAGGGCACCCCGGACAGGGUGCUGCGCAGCGUGGCGGCUAUGGCAGCGGCUCAGGCCCGCACACCAGCCGCUAACACCCGCUCCUCCUCCGCCCAACACAACAAGACAUGAUGGGAGGACUAGAGAUGAGGAGUGAGGGAUUCUGACUGGAAGCAUAGAGGGGUAGGUUGUAACAGAGGAGAAAUGACCUCUAAAGUUGCUGCUUUGUCUACACUGACAGACCAGAGCAGAACAAUGAGUGUUGUGCAGGUCAGUGACCUCUCUCCCUCUUGGGCCCCUCUCCCCCCCAACCCACAUUAAAGCUGGUCUCCUCUCCAGUUCAGCCAUCAUCAACUGGGGGAAAGGCUCAGGGAUGCCAGACUGUGUGCAAAGAGAAAGGUGGCACCAUGGUAGUGCCAUUCCAGAGGUGAGGUGUUGCUAGUCCUGAAGGUGUCACUUCAUGCUGACAGUGACUUGACUGCGGGGACUUUGUUGCGAGUGAGUAAAUUGUUAGUUCACACUAUGUACUGUAAAACAUUUAAAAAGACUGGAAUACUAAGAGAUGUAUGUGUCCGAGAGAGGUUUAAAUUGUGCCCUAUGUACAGAGUUUAUUCGCUGCCAGGGUUAUUGAUUCAAAAUAAGCUUGUGAGUGACAGUUAUAUCGUAAGAUGAAGGUUUUAGACAGUUGGGUUCUGGACAUAUUGUCAACUGUUCUGUUUCCAGUCAGUUGAUAAGUGAUGGAUAUUUUAUGGUUUCUUCCAGGGAAAUGGGAAGAGAGCAGAUCUGUAAAUGUGAUCUUUGCUGCACUAUGCUGGAGUUGGUCUUUGCUUGGGCCUCCCUAUCUUGUGAUUUUCUGCCCACCUUUUUAAAUCCAGCCUGCAUUUUUUUAUUUGCACAUCAGACAUGUUGUCCUCAGCAUAAUUUGAGUGCAUCGUUGUGUAGUAUUUUUAUUACAUCAAUUUCAAUCAAAAUACUACUAUGUUCCUGGUACCUCACACAAUGCAUCUUUCAAGCUCUAAAUAUGUCUGUCUUUCUUGAGCUUCUGCAUCUUGAAGAUAGUACUUAUUUUGCUUACUGGCAAUGCAGAAACAGGAGCAGAACUUUGAUUUAAUUCUCCUCACCUUUCCAAAGUCAGUCAGACAUUAUGGUCAACGUCAUGAAGUUGAUCUAAAAGGGGAUUGAAUCCAUGUGAAUAAAAUGAGUGCCUAUUAGGCCGAGCAGGUGGACGGAGAUCCCAGUUUGCCUUGUCAAGUACCUGACGUUGGGGUGUCGUCAUUAGUACAAAAAAAUAUUUAAAAAAUCCACCUUCUGUAAAUCACAAGGAAAGCACCCUAUGCAUCAGUGCUAUCAAAUUCUAUAUCAUUUUUUACUAUUGUCAUUUCUUCAUUGCACCUCUUUCAUGUAAGUACUUGGACAAAACAUGUGAAUAAAACACUGGUACAGUUCCAGGUGGCUCUAUAUAUUGUCAAUUUACUUUGAGGACUUACAUUUGGAAAAGCUAUUUUUGGGCAGGGUGCUGUUUUGAGUGAAUGGGUGGGUGGAAUAUGGUAAUGGUCUUAUUUUGUUAUCUUGAUGUCUUUCAUUUGUUACAUUCCUCUGUUCCCUUGUAAUUCCACAUCGUUUUACUUGAAAGAUUAAUAGACGAGUUGAAUAAAAAGACCAAAAAUGUA